AUUUUUGAAAGCUAUUGUCAAGGUGAGUGGAAAGAAAAUAUUUUAUACAAAAAUAUAAAAAGGCUUAUAAAAUUAAUUUGCUAUGAAACCCGCAAUCGUAGCAGAUGAAAUGUUUCCUGAAGGUGCAGGGCCAUACAUGGAUCUGGAGGAGGCAGGUGGCUCUUCUGGUUUACUAAUGGAUUUAACUGCAAAUGAGAAGGCAGUGCACGCAGAAUUUUUUAAUGAUUUUGAGGAUUUAUACGACGACGAAGACUUGCAGUAGGAUCGAGUUAGCAUAUAUUAAAAAAAACUGAGAUGUGUUAUUUGUUUUAUUAACAGAACAUCUGUUUACAAUAUUAUUGUAAUUUACCAAAUACUGUUUAUAGGUACCAAAAAUUAAUUUUUGUCGUAAUCACAGUUCGAAAGUGUAAUUUUGUAAAUUUUGUCGUGUAAGUUGUACUACAUUUUAAUGUAUUUAUGUAUUGUAAAUAAUAAAAAACUAUUCUAGAAAAUGGCAUCUAUAAUUGUAGAUUUUAAAACCCUAUAUGUUACAAUUUGAACAUAAUACAGGUAAUAAAACGUUUUGUACAAUUAUGUAAAUCUGGACAAUUUGUUCACAUCAAAUAAAACCUUCUAGUUGUGCUGAAAAUUAGAAAUUGUCACUUAAACGUACAUUUAACAAAAUUUAAAAAUCCAAAAUUAAACGUUUUAUAUUAAUCUUAACUCUUCUUAACAAAAAAAAGGAGGAAAAUUCCAUCAAAUAUAUACAAAAAUAAUUACAUAACCUUUUUACGAACUAAACAAUAAAAUUUGUUAUUUUAAUAUGUACAGGUUCCUACAAAGGCAAUUCGAACGAAAGGAAUUUCCAUUAUACCUCACUGAACAAAAUAUUGGUCCACUACAAAAAAAUCUGACCAUAUCUACAACUUGUAAGCACUUGUUCUUAUCACUUUAUCUGUGUAAAUAUUCUCCAAAAACUUAACAAAAGCUCCGUAUAAUCUAAAACAAUGAGAUAUAAUUAACACAAAGAAAUAAACUAGAGAAUUAUACAAUAAUGCGUAAAUUAUAGUGGUUUCUUUUAUUAUCAGAUUUUUAUG
This is a messenger RNA of Anoplophora glabripennis (Asian longhorned beetle), 1076 nucleotides long. It is a transcript of the gene Myeov2, whose product is annotated as COP9 signalosome complex subunit 9. The coding region runs from base 83 to 262 and encodes 59 amino acids. Gene Ontology annotation, biological process: negative regulation of protein neddylation. The record is from RefSeq and is a predicted model, not a curated record. NCBI's taxonomy places the organism in Eukaryota, Metazoa, Arthropoda, Insecta, Coleoptera, Cerambycidae. The transcript is spliced from 4 exons.